Molecule: messenger RNA, 366 nt
Organism: Hyposmocoma kahamanoa
Lineage: Eukaryota; Metazoa; Arthropoda; Insecta; Lepidoptera; Cosmopterigidae
Product: activity-regulated cytoskeleton associated protein 1-like
Exons: 1
Coding region: 1-366 (121 amino acids)
Source: RefSeq, a predicted model, not a curated record
AUGACUUCAGUUAGUAUGACCACUGAACAGCUGCAACAAAUGGUGUUAACCAUAACAUCGGUAACCGUGGAAGCCAUCCAAACAGCAGGUACCACCAGCUCGGCCUCAUUUGCGAAUGCUAAUUUCAUCUUGGAUGGAGCCAGGAACCCAGACAAAGUGGAGGAGUUUCUUACUACUGCUUCCAUUUAUAAGAAGGUGCAGAAAAUAUCUGACCAGGUUGCUUUUCAAACGCUACCGCUUGUAUUAAAGGGCGAAGCUUCGACUUGGUGGCUGGGUAUCAAGGAUAGCAUUGACACAUGGGUGGAGUUUGAAAAACGCUUACGUCGCGCCUUCGCACCGAAGAAGCCCGGAUACCUUGUAUUUUAA